AUUUGCUCACUGUUUCUAUUUCUUCACUUGUUCUUUUACUGUAGGUUGAUACAUAAACCAGGAAGACUGUAAAUGGAAACAUCAUCCUAGUCUCUGCUCUCGACUGACUCUUUUGACAACACUCCCAUGAUGCGUCCUUUCUCCUCGCAACAUCCUCUGAACUGAUUUACAUCUAGGAAUAACCAAUUGGCAGAGAGAAGCUGUUAACCUACCUUGAUAGACCUAGAUGCUUUGAUAUCACAUGCAUCAGCAGUCUUUCUUAAUCUCCAUUUGCAACCUUUAACCUUUUGAAGUUCUGAAUGACUAAUCUUUAACAUUCAGAUGAUGGACUCUGUAUACGUGACAGUCCAGAGAGAGGAUUAUGUCAACAAACUGUUCAUCUCUGUUGUGAAGUUUAUUGAUUGCGAUGGAGGAGUGCCCAGUGGAGACAGGAAGAACCCAAACCUCAAUCGCUCUAGCUGAUCAACCUCCCUCUAUCAAAAAUCAUGAAUUGAGAUCAGCAUCAUCUGAAGAUCAACAUGCCGUACAUGACAGCAAAGCCAACUUGCACCAUCAUAAAAAGCAUGGGAAAAAGAGCAUUCUUGAUCAGAUUGUGCUGAUGAAACUGAACAAGAAGCAGGGUGGUGAUCUUUGCAGAACAACGACAGAAUCUGUAGAAGAACAAGUUGGAGAAAAUGAUGAGACAAGGGAUGCACAUGAAGACUCGUUCGCAACAAAACAGUGCGGAGACAAAAAGUAUGUUGGUGAGAAUGUGGUAGGAAAAAUGAACAAGAGGAAAAGAGGUAGACGUAUUCAGGGUUCGUUCUGGAAUGGUAAUAGUCGAGAGCAAGAAUUUAAGACUGAAAGAACGGAUGAGUUUACACAAAGAGAACAAAAAUGUGUAAGUGAUAAGGAAGUGACCGGAAGUCAUUAUGAUGGAGAAGCUGAUAAAGAAGGUUUGAUCAAAAUAGAGGAGAUGAUGGAUGCUGCGGUUGAUAAAGAAACAGUUGCUGAAUCAUCGAAGGCACCACAAGGAAUUCCUUCAGUUGGUGGAAGGUUUCAAGCUCUGAAUGCAAAACGCAAUAUCUUUAAGACAAGUGGCAAGCUCUUUGGAAUGAUGAGCAAGAUGGAGGAUCGCAAGAGACACACCUGUAGUGAGUGUGGGCGUAACUUCAACCAGCUAAGAGUUCUAACCAUGCAUCAACAGAUGCAUACUGUCAAAAGGACACCAUUCCUCCCAAACGAUGAGCAGAGUUCCAGGGAACAGACUUUAAAAGUUCGACAGCAUAGUGGGCAACAAGAACCUGGUUUGCGGGGGGAAGCUCAAAGUGAGAAAAAUGAUUUCUGCAAAGAGAUAGAAAAAGAAGUGGCUCAAUCAAGAACAUGCUUGCAGGAAAUUGAAGCUCAAAGUGCUUAUGAGAAGGAAUCGGGUGUAGGGGAAGAGGAAGAAGUGACUCAGUCAAGGAAUUAUUUACAGGAGGUUUCUGAACAGCAUGUAAAGGGUGCUAACCAUGUCAAAGCUACAACAAAGAAGCGAAAAGUACUUGAUCCUGAAAUAAGAAAAGUUGAUCUUGAAGAGUCUUGUUCAGAUCAAAAGGGAUAUCCAUGUGAAGUAUGCGGGAAGAUCUUCAGCUUGCCAUCUUUCCUCCGGAGACAUGAAAUAGUUCACACCGGGGAGAAAGCGUUUUCCUGCAAGCACUGUGGGAAGCGAUUCGGUCAGAAGGCCUCUCUGCAGCGCCAUGAACAGACGCAUGGGAGGAACCAGCCGUACAUGUGCAAUGAGUGCGGUGAUGGCUUUUCAUCUUCUCAAAGGCUAGAGAGGCAUGUGAAAGAAAGACACAGAGCAUCAAGCAAGGAAUCAGAUCUACCCCCUAUCAAAAUCUCUUUGAAAUCACCGAAACCUGAGGAAUCUCUAGCAACUGAUUGUGUUCUUGGAGAAGAAGAAACACUGGGGAAGGAGAGUGAAGCAGUAGAUACUAAUACAGAAAUGUAUAUGGAGUCAUCGGUCUUGGAACAGCCUAAAGAACCAAAGGUAUACACAUGCUUUGUCUGUGAGAAAACCUUUCUCCUACGCAGUCAUCUCCUUCGCCACAGUUUGUGCCACACUGGAGAAAAACCUUUUAAAUGUAAGGAAUGCGGCAAAGGUUUUACUCAAAAGUCCACAUGCCUGCGCCAUGAGAGGACCCAUUCAGGUGAACUCCUCUUCAUCUGUACCGAGUGUGGAAACAGUUUCGCCCAAAAGAGCGGCCUUCAAAAGCACCGUCGUAUUCACACUGGCGAGAAACCAUAUGGAUGUCGCUUCUGUGAAUGUCGGUUCACUCAGAAGACGACCUGUCAGCGACACGAGCGUAUUCACACUGGGGAAAAGCCAUACGUGUGCCAGCAGUGUGGGAAGGCUUUUGGACAGAGUACAUCUUUGGAGAGACACAUCAAAACGCAUGCAAAGGUGAAACAACCUGGUGAUGAAACAGAGCUAAAAUAACUGAAAUAGAUAAGAUUGGACUUGUGGUAUGCACUAUGCAAAAAAUUGAAUCACAAUGAGCUGCAAACUGGACUUUAAUCAGGCAGGGGAGGGGGUGUUUUGGGGGUUAAACCCCUCCCCCCUCAA
Strongylocentrotus purpuratus (purple sea urchin) is the source of this 2587-nucleotide messenger RNA. Its product is annotated as zinc finger protein 570. Gene Ontology annotation, molecular function: DNA-binding transcription repressor activity, RNA polymerase II-specific. The transcript has a single exon. NCBI's taxonomy places the organism in Eukaryota, Metazoa, Echinodermata, Echinoidea, Camarodonta, Strongylocentrotidae. The record is from RefSeq and is a predicted model, not a curated record. Gene Ontology annotation, biological process: negative regulation of transcription by RNA polymerase II. The coding region runs from base 407 to 2461 and encodes 684 amino acids.